Messenger RNA from Gilbertella persicaria, 1167 nucleotides. RefSeq lists its product as uncharacterized. Gene Ontology annotation, cellular component: cytoplasm. The transcript is spliced from 7 exons. Gene Ontology annotation, biological process: ubiquitin-dependent protein catabolic process. NCBI's taxonomy places the organism in Eukaryota, Fungi, Mucoromycota, Mucoromycetes, Mucorales, Choanephoraceae. The record is from RefSeq and is a predicted model, not a curated record. Gene Ontology annotation, molecular function: ubiquitin binding; ubiquitin conjugating enzyme binding. The coding region runs from base 1 to 1167 and encodes 388 amino acids.
AUGUCACAACCUCAAGAACCACCAGCAACUGAAGCACCACCUUUGAAUCCUCAUUUAUCUGGCAAUGUGAGCAUCUUGAAAGAAGCCUUUCCUGAAACUGAUAUUGAAGUGAUUGAAGCUGUUCUUCAAACAACGCAUGAGAACCUUGAAAGGUCUUUUGAAAUCCUUUUGAGCAUGUCAGACCCUAAUGUCAAGACAGAAGAAACACCACCUAUGCCACCUCGUCCAAACAACAGAGCACCUUAUGCUUACUUUGAACAACAAGAACCACGCAGUGUAGAAGACCAGUUACGUAUGGAUGAAGCUUAUGCUCGACAGUUACUUGAACAAGAUGAACCACGUAAGUGUAUUUGCCGUCUACCUCCAAGACGUAAUGAAGAGCAAGAGGAGGAUUCUAUUUUCAACUUCCAAGAAGAACUUCCUAUCAUUAAAGAAAAGAUGAAGGAAGCAGGCAAUGCUGCCAAAAAGAAAAUGAUGGAUCUUUAUCAUCAAUUCAAAGCAAACACACAAAAGCAACCAACAGAACAAGUCGCUGGUCCUUCUAUGCCUACUACCAAUGCUCAAUACCGCGGAUUGCCUAGUGAUGAUGGAGAUGAUCUUUUGACGGGUGAUAUCUCAGCAUUGCAUCUGUCUGACUAUGAUGUCUAUACUCAAACAGAAAGAAGACAGAGAGCACAGAGUGGUGCUAAAGUGAAUCCUCCUUUGGAUAGACCACAGAUUCAGACAUCCACUUCAGAUGCUCAAUUAAAAGCAGAUGAAGAUUUUGCUAGACAAUUAGCUCAAGAAGAAGAACAACAACUAGAACAAGCAAGAAGAUCAAGGCAGACUUCAGCUCAAGAUGAUCUUCAGGCACCCCCUAUGCCUGCUAGAAAACCAGUCAGUCCUACUGUUGUGAUUGCACCUAGAUCGCCACUUGAAAUGGAUGAUUCUGACUAUGAAGAUGUAGGGUUGACUGCUGCAACUUCAAACAAACAAACAGAAGAAAAUAACAAUGUACCUUAUGUGAUUGGUGACGAUGAUGAUGAUGAUGAUGAUUCAGAUGCUGAUGAUUUAGUGGAUAUUGAACAACAACAACAACAACAACAACAACAACAACAACAACAACAACACAGUAAGUUGCAUUCUUGUUUAAAUAUCCUAUUUAUUCUCUAUAGACACUGUCAAUAA